GAUGUUUUCGGUUUCUCUUCCUUUGAAGCUGCUUGCGGUUUCGGCGGUCUGGAAGCUGCAGACGAGCUCCUUCAGCAAGCAGCGUACCAAAUCGACGUAUCUCGAGCCCUCUUCUGUGCUAUGGCCAACCGUGGCGGUAAGGCCGAGCUUGUGCAUAGACUGCUGGCUUUGAGAGCACAUGUCGACCACCAGUUUCAGCAGAGCUGGUUUUCUUUACAUGGCAUCUACACUUCCGUGAGAAUUCUUCAGCAGAAAUUCGGCAAACCCACGUUUGCCAGCAGAGCUGCAUAUCAUGCGGAUGGCAUGACACCCCUCAUGGCUGCCGUCAUGUCAGGGCAGUAUGAAGGAGCUGCGGCGCUAAUCGCACAAGGGGCCAAGCUCGACUUGCGCAAUGGCCGAAAGUGGACCGUGUUCGAUUUCGCACGAGAGCAAUCGCUGCCGCACUUUCUGAUGCAGGCGCUGGAAGGACGGAUGGAAGAAGUCGAAAGAAUGUUCGCAGAUGCAAUAGCCAGCAGCCAUUUUGAGAUCUGA
Molecule: messenger RNA, 531 nt
Organism: Symbiodinium necroappetens
Lineage: Eukaryota; Dinophyceae; Suessiales; Symbiodiniaceae
Source: the annotation of a GenBank genome assembly